AUGAGGCUUUUACGAAAGAUAGACAAUCCACAAAGGGGGAGAGAAAGUUGCAAACAGGCUAUUGUGGAGAAACUCUAACAUCUUUCUGGCCUUCAAGGAUGUCUUUCCUUUGUAUUCAUUGUAUGAGGAAGAGUUAAAUACCCAACUAAUUUUGUUGAGCAUGAAACAAAACCGAUACGCUCUUCGUACACAGCAGUAUGAUAGGAAGAAAGACGAUAGUUUUUAGGCAUCAAUCAUUGAAAGCACUCGGCAAACAAAGUGAGCGACAAAAAGCUUCAAGCAGAACGGUAUCUGAAACAACAUCGAAGAAGAAAACUGCACUGAUGCUCCCUGAAGGGGCCUAAAAGCAAACAAUUUGGUAAGAGGGUAAUAUCAUUCAAUUUUGCAUUACCAACCUUUUGGCUGAGAUGCCCAGUCACUCGACCACUUUAUCAUAUUUUGUUAUAUUACGAGCAAAUCGACAUUCAGAAAUAUUCCUGCUGUUGUUAUUCAUGUUAGGGGAAAUAUCCUACAACGAUCUGUCAGAUGUGAUGAAGAGAGAACGAUAUGUUAGAUUUCUGAUAAUCCAACAUCCACGGAGACGCAGAGAAAACCAUGGUGGAGUUGCUCAAUAG
Spirodela intermedia is the source of this 614-nucleotide messenger RNA. The record is from the annotation of a GenBank genome assembly. NCBI's taxonomy places the organism in Eukaryota, Viridiplantae, Streptophyta, Magnoliopsida, Alismatales, Araceae.